CACAAUUUGCUAAUGCAAACCUCCUUAAAGAUUGAAAGCUGGUCAGAAAAGACAUUAAAUUAAAUCGUGAAUUGGGUCGUGCUUAGCUGUUUAGGUCAUGCGGUCAAAGUUAGGAUAACACGCAGGGUGCUGCUAUCUCAAACUGUUGAGCCAAAUAGCUGGCUUCGACGUUGAUCUCAUACUAUUCGAGCUACAAUAUGGCGCAUGCGGGUGGUAGCGAGCCCGGAGUUUGCGCAACCAACUUGAGCCAGCCCACUUUGCUCUUCCUGCGUAAAGGCUUGCCUCGUCGUUUUUUAUGUUUUCGAAGCUGGCGCAUAAUCAGCGACCCUAUGUUUGACACUUCCGAUGUGGGAGGGCGCUUGGCAGACCGCAUGGCUGUCGAGGCUGGGUCGCGACGUUCCGACGCAAGCGGUGUCUCCCACAACCCGACCCUAACGCGGUACAAGACUGAAAUUGACGCCUGGCUGGCCGCAAACGCCACCUUGGCCCCAGCCGCGACAACCCCAAUCCAGCAGCAAUCCCAGGAUUCCCAGCAGACCUCACAGGAGCAGCCCGAAAGGUUGCCUGGCCCGGUGCCGGCCCUGGCUCUCAAUCCCCCCGACUGGUCCCUGCAGCUGGCCCAGCGGUACAUCACCGCGACUGCCGUACCGCCCUCCUACUUCUGCCCCCUGGCUCGCUGCGUGAUGCGUGAGCCGGUGCGGGACCGGCGGGACCCCGAGCGCGUGUACGAGCGGUCCGCCAUCACCGCCUUUGUACGGCAGUACGGGUGCAACCCGGUCACAGGCCAGCCCAUGUGCCUAGCCCACCUGGGCCGAGCCGCCUUCGAGGAGGACGCCAUACUCGAGUGGGUGGCGGAGCACACCACCACAACCACCACCACCUGGUGGGGAGGCGGGGGCAGAGGAGAGGGCGGCAGUAGCGGUAAUGGGCAACAGCAGGCGGCAGCGGCAGCAGCGGAGCAGGAGCAGGUGCAGGCAGGAGGACAACCGCCAGCAGCAGUGGGUGGUGUUGCUAGGGAGGCAGCCUCGGCGCCGGUGGCUCCAGCCCUGCCUGUGUGCGGCGGUGGAGGUGGAGGUGGCGGGGGCAGCAUUAACAACGUGGUCGCUGCCCUGACACCGCCUGGCAGUGGGAGUGGGGCUGCUGCUGCUGCUGCUGGUGGUGGUGGUGCUGCUGGUGGUGCUGCUGCCGCUAGUGCUGCUGCUGCUGCCGCAGCAGCUGCUGGCAGUGUGGACGCCUCGCUCAUCCCCUUGAACCCCACCCGACCCUGCAAGGACCCGCUGAACCCGCCGCUGGUGGGCCCCUCCACCCCGCUGAGCCUGUCCCGGCGCCGCGCCAGGAAGUGGUUCGGGGAGGGCUGCAAGGGUCGCACGCUGCGAGUGCGGGUGGUGUCGGACUGCCUGCUGCAGCCCGGCGAGCACUCCGCGCAGCUGUGCUACGCGCGGCCCCAGCGGCGCUUCCUGCUGCCGGGGCUGAGCCGGGUGGCGGAGGGCUGCCACCAUCUGGGUUGGAGCUGCGUGGCGGGUGGGGCGCUGCUGGUGCUGUACCUGAGGACACCAGGGGAGCAGCAACGAAGGGUGGCGGCGGAGGAGGAGCAGGGGGCGGUGCGAGAGAGGGAGCAGCGGGUGCAGCAGGUUGCUGGGGCAGGAGGAGCAGGCAGCGGAGUGGCAGCAGCUGCAGCAGCAGCGGCGCCUGCUGCAGUGCCUGCAGCUGCUCAGGGGCCGGCCGCUGCUGUGCUCGCCCCGCGGCUGUCCGGUGCUGCAGCGGCGGUCAAAGCCGCCGGGAUGACCGCGGCGGCAGCGGUGGCGGCGGCGGCCCCGCCCGGUGUUGUUGCGGCAGCACCCGCCGCUGCGGUUGCGGCUGCACCGGCGGGUGGCAUGAGCGGCGCAGCAGCAGCACCAGCGGCAGCACCAGCAGCACCAGCGGCAGCAGCAUCUCAUGCGGGCCCCAGCUCGCAGGGUGGGGCAGGGCAGCAACAGCAGCAGCCUCAACCACAGCAGCAGUUGGGAUUAGUAGUUGGUGGGCAAGAGCAGCAGCAGCAGCAGCUAGCAGAUGCAGCGGCCCCGACCCAGCAUGCAGCUGCGGGCAGGUCGAGCGGCACGGGCGGUCACGGAGGCGCAGGCGGCAGUGGCGGGCGGGCUGGGGGCAGCGGUGUCGAGGGUCGGGGCGCGGGUGCGGAUGCUGCUGCGGGUGCGGAUGCGGGUGCGGAUGCGGAUGCGGAUGCUGCUGCGGGUGCGGGCUCCUGGGACAUUCCGUUGAGCCCCAUGCAGCCAUGCAAGGAUCAGCUGCGGCCGCCGCUUGUCAAGACAACAAGCUGCUAUUUGUCGAUUAACCGGGCCAAGGAGUGGUUCGGCAGCUCCGACGCCGCCGCAGCCGAGGACAUCCGAACGAAGGUGGUGCUGGACGGUGCGGUGCAGCCCGAGGAGCACACGACCAGCCUCAAGCUGUAUCCAUCGAGACGUUCCUGCUUUGUGAUAGGUCUGGGCCGCCGUUUCAAGGUCAACUACCUCCUGGGUUGGAGCUGCACCCCGGGCGGUGUGCUGGUUGCGCACCUGCGUUCUCCCGCGGCGCAACGCGGGGUGGAAGAGGGGGCGACGGAGGCCGCCCCGGUGAGCCGGCAGCAGCAGCUGCCGGCAACGGGAGGAGGAGGUGCAUCCGAGCCGCCUGCAGGCCAGCAGCAGCCCGGGGGGGCGGCGCCAAGGGAGGCGACGGACGCGGCUGCGGCUGGAGUGUCGGUUGCGGCUGCAGCGGCCUCUACGGCUGCAGCCGCUGAUCGCUCCCUCCUGGCGCCACGUAGGCUCGCAGCAGCAGCCGCAGCUGCCGGGGGCGGCGGCAGCGGGGGAGCGGCUGCCGGCACCUCAGCCGCGGCUCCCGGCCAGGCCGCUGCUAACGUGCAACCUGGGGUUGUGGACUACCGGGAGAGGCUGCUCACCCACCGCUUCCUGUACAUCAACGCCGCCCAUGCGCGCCAGUGGUUUGGUACCGCCAACUCCAAGUCGGAUAUCCCGGUCGUGAUUGAGUUGGACGGGCGGGUGCAGUCGCCGACGUUCUACGUACGGGCGACACUGCACUUUUACAAAAAUUUUACCAUCGCCGGCUCGGACCUGCACAGGGCCGCGGCCGGCAAGUGGUUCCUGGGCUGGUCGCGCCCCUCCCCUGACGGCCCGCUGCACCUGCUGCUGCGGACAGCCACGCAGCAUGAGGUGGCGGCAGCGAAGGAAAAGGAGCGGCGGAAGGAACAGUCAAGGCAGCAGAAACGGCGCCGGACAGGCGGGGCGGAGGGCGCGGUGGAGGGCGGCGGUGCCGUCACUGGCACCCCGGAGCCGGGGGCCGGCGAGAGGGGCGUCAUGAGGGACGGAGUGGCGGAGGAGGGGGAGGGGGAGGGGGAGCAGGAAGGCCAUGAGCGGAGGCGGAAACGGAGCAGGAAUGCUGAGCUGUAGCGAGUAGCGUAGGGUUGCAAACUGCUAUCAUGAGCUAUGCUUUCGUAGCCCGUCACCUGUCUCGUGUUUUGUGUUUAGGACCUUGUGCAUGUUGAAUCGCUGACACACUGUGCAUCGACAUCAAACGCAUGCUGUACUAUUGUUUGGAAGUUGCUAGCACCUCUCGGCUUCUUGGUUGUGUUGAGGACAUCACCGUCGUUCGUUGGUGAGGUGCUUGAUGUACUUUGUGCUUAAUACGGCCCCUGGUCCUAAGGAAGGGCGCGGAUGUACACUACCUGCCACCAGCAAUCGCAUCAGUCUGGCAGCCUUACCCACAACUUGUCCGGAUGUACACUACGCUUCUCGAGGCUCCGCUGCGAGGCGAAUGGAUGCGGUGGCUGCGACUAUGCGCAUGCAAUGUACUGAUACCCACGGUGUACAUACGCUGGUGUGUUAAGAUAACUGGCCGCGAGGCGGAA
Messenger RNA from Astrephomene gubernaculifera, 3895 nucleotides. The record is from the annotation of a GenBank genome assembly. Lineage: Eukaryota; Viridiplantae; Chlorophyta; Chlorophyceae; Chlamydomonadales; Astrephomenaceae.